UAAAAUUUAAUUAUUUAUAAACAAUGCCAUUAGUAUUAAAGUGCAUUUUUAUUUUCGGAUUGUGUUACUUAACUUUUAAAUAGCUUGUUUAUAUUGAAACGACUCUUGUAUAAAAGCAUGAAGGAGCGACGGCCGGACUCAAUACGAAAUUAAUUGUGUUUUAAAUCGCCUUGCAGGCAAAACUAUGUUAAAUAAUAAUGAUCACUCUAUGGACCAAAAUAAAGACAUAUACGGAUUAAAAUCGAAUUGCAUUGAUUUAAACGAAGUCGUUAAGUUCACCAGUGGCAAUGAAAAGAAAAAAGUUGCACGAAGGAGAUGGGGUAUACUAGCCAAGGCGUUGAAGAGUCCAAGCGGCAGCGAGCCGUCCAGUCCGACAGACGAGAUAUCGGUGCGUCGCAUAUCGUCCUUCAUGCUUUUGACGACGCAGCCGACACGCUGCGCACCACCAUCCGACCCCCGCGCCUCUAACGAGGCGUCGAAGCGCACCUGGUAUAGGUACCAAGUGCGCGUCCAAGACGACGAGGGAGAACGAGAGUGUUUCGUUCACGUGGGCCAUCGCAACCGCACCUUCUCCGCCGAGGAUCUGAUGGGCUUCAACAACACAGGCAACAUUUGUAUCUGGCCGUCCGAAGAGACGCUCAGCUACUACGUCUGCUCGAACCUGUCGCUGUUCAGGAACAAGUCCGUGCUGGAGUUGGGCGGCGGCAUGUCUUGUCUGGCCGGACUGUUCAUUGCGAAGUACGGACGGGCAAGGCAUGUUUUGGUCACGGACGGCAACAAGAUCUCGGUGGACAACGUGCAGGCCACGUUGGGCUGCAACGAGUUCGCCUGUCCGGUUCAAUGCAAGGUGUUGAAAUGGGGAGCCCACAGCAACACGGAGAAAUUCGACUGGAUUCUCUGCGCGGAUUGUCUGUUUUUCGACGACGCCCGGGCCGAUUUGAUUAGUUGCAUGUGGGAAUGUCUUGCGCAGACCGGUACUGCGCUGGUAAUGGCGCCCGAAAGGGGCGGCACCCUGAACAGCUUCAUCGAGCAGUCGCAGAAGUGUGGCUUUAAAUGCAGGAAGGUGGUGAAUUACAACAGCGUAGUCUGGGAGAAACACAUGUCUUUGUUAAAUAAUUGUGAUUAUAACGAUAAUAUCCACUACCCCAUACUGAUAGAGGUGACCAAAAUUUAAAGUGGCCUUAGACCUGUAUCACUUUUUAUUUGGCGAUUUGUUUCGCUUUAGGUUUAGGUUCGUGCAAACGUUCGGCGAUGAAAUUUAUGGACUCACACCCAGUAAAAACACUCCUAUUUCUUUAGUCAAUCAAUAAAAUAAAUCGAGUAUAUAACAUUUAACAGUGCUAUAUUUCACUAUUUCAAAUUGUAUAAUUGGAUCAGUAAAAACACUUCAUAUAAAUAAAUAUGUAACUCCUAAAAUAUU
Aethina tumida (small hive beetle) is the source of this 1420-nucleotide messenger RNA. Its product is annotated as calmodulin-lysine N-methyltransferase. Gene Ontology annotation, molecular function: calmodulin-lysine N-methyltransferase activity. The record is from RefSeq and is a predicted model, not a curated record. Gene Ontology annotation, cellular component: cytoplasm. The transcript has 2 exons. Bases 185 to 1174 code for a protein of 329 amino acids. NCBI's taxonomy places the organism in Eukaryota, Metazoa, Arthropoda, Insecta, Coleoptera, Nitidulidae.